Messenger RNA from Toxotes jaculatrix (banded archerfish), 3818 nucleotides. It is a transcript of the gene ldb1b, whose product is annotated as LIM-domain binding 1b. NCBI's taxonomy places the organism in Eukaryota, Metazoa, Chordata, Actinopteri, Toxotidae. The record is from RefSeq and is a predicted model, not a curated record. The transcript has 13 exons. Gene Ontology annotation, biological process: negative regulation of transcription by RNA polymerase II; nervous system development; positive regulation of transcription by RNA polymerase II. Gene Ontology annotation, molecular function: LIM domain binding. Bases 590 to 1828 code for a protein of 412 amino acids. Gene Ontology annotation, cellular component: transcription regulator complex; nucleus.
UGAGAACCCUGAGUUAGGGAGUCGUGUUGCCAUCAUCCUUGUUUGAUUUUUCGUUACUCCAAGUAAGUCGUCUUUUUCUUCUGCUUUCACAGUGGAGAAGAGGAAUGCCCUCCCACAUGGUGCAGAGAACAUCUGUUAGUGAGAAAUGAAAGCCUGAGAGAGAGGGGGGAGGAGGAGGGGGAGGAGAAAGGGGACUUACAUUAAUACAAAAAAAAAAAGAAAGGAGGUGAAGGAAGAACAAGAGAGCAUGCAGAGCGGUGGAAAGGGGAGGAGAAAAAGUGACAAGACAUCAGCCGGAGGAGACCACCUUUCCUGCAGAACAGCAGAGAGUGUGUGUGUCAUUGUAGCAGCAGUGGUAGAAAAACAGCUUCUACAUAUUUAAAGGGGAAAAAAGGACCCACAUCACAUGGUUGUUAUUCUCUCAAAUCUGCCUCUCAGACGCUCAUGUGAGCAGCCUCAGUGGCGGCAGCAGUGACUGGUGAGAAAGAGGAGAGAGGAGAGGAGAGGAGAGGAGAGGAAGAGAACAGGGAUAACAGAGCCACCAACACCACCAUCAUUCUGAUCGGAUUCACACCAGACAUGUGAGAAGAUGUCCGUGGGCGGCUGCGCGUGUCCCGGCUGUUCCUCCAAGUCAUUCAAGCUGUACUCCCCCAAGGAGCCCCCCAACGGUAGCACUUUCCCCCCUUUCCACCCCGGCACCAUGCUGGACAGAGACGUGGGUCCCACCCCAAUGUAUCCUCCCACAUACCUGGAGCCAGGAAUAGGGAGGCACACACCAUAUGGCAACCAGACAGACUACAGAAUAUUUGAACUUAACAAACGGCUACAGAACUGGACAGAGGAGUGCGAUAACCUGUGGUGGGAUGCAUUUACUACAGAGUUCUUUGAAGAUGAUGCCAUGUUGACCAUUACUUUCUGUCUGGAGGAUGGACCCAAACGUUACACAAUUGGCCGGACGUUGAUUCCACGGUACUUCAGGAGUAUAUUUGAGGGCGGUGCCACUGAACUCUACUAUGUGCUGAAACACCCCAAGGAGUCCUUCCACAAUAACUUUGUCUCCCUCGACUGUGAUCAGUGCACCAUGGUCACUCAGAAUGGAAAGCCCAUGUUCACACAGGUGUGUGUAGAGGGGCGCUUGUACCUGGAGUUCAUGUUUGAUGACAUGAUGAGGAUAAAGACGUGGCACUUCAGCAUCAGACAACACCGUGAACUCAUCCCCCGCAGUAUACUGGCCAUGCAUGCCCAGGACCCACAGAUGCUGGACCAGCUGUCCAAAAAUAUAACAAGAUGUGGCCUGUCGAACUCCACCCUUAACUACCUCCGACUGUGUGUGAUUCUUGAGCCCAUGCAGGAGCUGAUGUCCAGACACAAGACAUACAGCCUCAGCCCCAGAGACUGCCUCAAGACCUGCCUCUUCCAGAAAUGGCAGAGGAUGGUGGCACCACCAGCUGAGCCAUCAAGACAGGCCCCUAACAAACGGCGGAAGCGCAAGAUGUCAGGUGGCAGCACCAUCAGCGGAGGUGGAGGAACUAAUAAUAACAACAACAACAAAAAGAAGAGCCCUGGCAGCGGCUUCCCUCUGUCCAGCCAAGUUCCAGAUGUGAUGGUGGUGGGAGAGCCCACUCUGAUGGGAGGGGAGUUCGGUGACGAGGACGAGCGUCUGAUCACACGGCUGGAGAACACACAGUUCGACGCGGCCAACGGCAUCGACGACGAGGACAGCUUCAACAACUCUCCGGCGCUGGGCUCCAACUCACCCUGGAACAACAAGGCCCCCUCCAGCCAGGAGAGCAAGAGCGACAACCCCACCUCACAGGCAUCGCAGUAGAGCCCAGAGCCCCGCAACCUCAACAUAAAUCCCUGUCUGUCACCCCUCAGCCCCCACCCCAUCCCAAGCAGCCACGAGUGCAACAUCAACAGUCCAUCAUCCGCUCACCAACCGAGACAUCACUGUAGAGCUCAGAUUCAUCACACACAGGUAGCCCGAGGGAGCUCAGUCUGUCCUCAUCAGACAGUUACACCGCGCCAGAGGUUGUCAAUAUUCAGGCACUGUGUCCCACCUCUGUCUCCCUUUUCCUGAUGUCAUACACAAAAUGUCCCAUCUGCUCUCGCUGAUUUUCAGUCUGGACAGUGGCCGUGUAGAUGUGACCAAGCUGGAGCAGAAAUUUAAUCUAGGGAAGACCUGUGCACACUGAACUAUCCACACUGAGGUUUACACGUAGGAAGGGGCGGGGUGGAGGGGAUGGUGGCAGUGGGGCUUCAAGAUGGUGGCGAGUUGCUUAGGGACAACUUGUCCACCCGUCCUCUAAACGUGGCUCUCAAUUCUGGUCUGCUCUGUUGACGCACAUGUCACUUGUAGUGUUAGUUAAUGGUGUGUGUGUGUGUGUGAGUGAGUGAAUGAAUGAGUGAGUGAGUGAGAGGAGAGAAAAGUGGCAGUGUGAGCUUUUUUGUGGCUUUGCUGAGGCAGACAGAGCAGAAUUUAGAGUCAGACAGCAAAAGCAUUAAAAUUCACACACUAGUAGGAGAGCUGAAAUGUGGCACGAGGGAAACAUCACACACACACAGACACACACACACCCAAAUAAACAUAAUGAUUGAAGGAUUUUGAGUCCCGCAGUGCCCGAGCCAUCUCUGAUUAGACUACAGUGAAUGCAGUCUUUCAAACAGAGAGCAUUUACAACACACACAUGCACAUACACACAGUUACACAUUUUAAGAGUUUUUAUACAGUAUAUAUUUCCCUAGAAUGUUUUUUAAUUUGUAUUAAACGCCUUCAUUUCAAUUGUUACUUUUUUAUUUUCUACCAAUACUGAAAAGCUACAGACCAAGGAGCAACACAGGACUUUUAUCCCUCCCCCCUCUAAAAUAUAUUGUUUUUAUCUUUUAUGUUUAUAAAAGAGAAAUAAUUUAGUGUGGAUGUUUUUAUUUUGUCUUUUUGUUCCUUUUUUGGAGAUUUGAAUUUUUGUGUAUUUGUGCUUGUAUAUUUAAGGUAGUAGCAAAGUUCUGUCUGACUGUAAUAAAAUGUAUUCUUACUUAGAUUUACCUAAAGCCAUCCCGAUCUAAUGUAAAGAAACAAAAAUAGGAAAAAGGAGAAAAAACACUCAUGAACCCGUCCCCUCUAUCUUCCCACCUGCUCUCUUUCCUCCUCCCUCUUUUUUAAAACUUGUGUAAAUUAAAUUACAAAAUCCCCGGGGGUACAGUGGCACCAUGGAGAGAUGAUUUUACUGUUUCAGUUGAUUUUCUUUUUUCUUUUUUUCUAAUUUAUUUUGGCAGAAAUUCACUCAUAUUUUUUCAUCUAUACACAAAGUGAUUUUCCACUUACCAUUCAUCCCAGUUUUGUGUACCGCAACUUUCAGCUUGAUGUCCAGUGAAUGUGCUCAUUCAAUUUUAGUUAACCAGUGAAUUUCAUGUUUUGUUAAUGGCUGAAACAGAUUUUUUUAAAAUUAAUUAAUUAUUUUUUUGUCUCAAUUGGUCUUCAUUUGUGUGAUCUCUUUCAUAACCACCACAGUGAAAUCAUCAGUCAUACACACAUCUUCUAAAACCAGCUUAACAUUAAGUUCAGUCUGCAUAUUUAGUAGCAGUUCUGAGUCUGUAAAGUCUGACUAGCAGCUGAAGCUCUGUUAUUGUUUUUGUACAUUUCCGUUUUGUCACAGUUGAUUCCAGCAGCAGUUACGAUUGAGUUUGAAUGGUGACUUGUACCUUCUCCAAACCCUGUAGAAAAAUCAUUGUUUGAUAUAUAUUUUUUGAUUUGGUUAGUUUCUGCCCUUGAUAAUUAAUGUAUGGUACCAAUAAAAAGAUACAUUUUCACUUUAAAAAAA